AACGCGCCUUAAAUCGACGGCAAUUUCAGCAAGGUCGAACACUCUCAGAUUUCGCCUUCCUUCCGGCUUUCCUGCGCGCUUGACUUUCCAGUUUCCAAGAUCGGAGCCCCGUUCUACCGUGGGUCAGUCUUCUACCGCCCUCUCUCGGAUCCGGUUUUCUUAGUUACAACUUACAAGUCUGGUAGCAUCAUCGCAAGCGCUCUUAAAAAACACAAAAUGUCGUGCUUUGGAUGUUGCGAAGAGAAUGAUAAUAAUCGAACUGCUGCCAGUGGUGGUCCUUAUGUUGCAAGCCAUUCAGCUGGAAAUGAUGGAGCCUAUCUUUCUGCCAAUACUCCUUCUAAGGGUGCCCAAACUGUUAAACCGCAACCUAUUGCAGUCCCAGCUAUUCCUGUUGACGAGAUAAGGGAGAUCACAAAAAAUUUUGGUGAUGAAGCUUUGAUUGGGGAGGGUUCAUUUGGUAGAGUGUAUUUUGGUGUCCUAAAGAAUGAGAGAAGCACAGCUGUAAAAAAAUUAGAUUCGAGCAAGCAGCCAGACCAAGAGUUUUUGGCACAGGUUUCCAUGGUGUCACGGCUGAAGCAUGAGAAUGUCGUGGAGUUGGUUGGUUACAGUGUUGAAGGAAAUCUCCGUCUGUUAGCAUAUGAGUUUGCUACAAUGGGGUCUCUCCAUGACGUUCUUCAUGGACGAAAAGGAGUUAAAGGAGCACAACCAGGACCAGUGUUGUCAUGGCUCCAAAGAGUUAAAAUUGCUGUCGGAGCAGCAAAAGGAUUGGAAUACCUGCAUGAGAAAGCUCAGCCUCAUAUCAUUCAUCGUGAUAUAAAGUCAAGUAAUGUUUUACUCUUUGAUGAUGAUGUUGCAAAAAUAGCUGAUUUUGACCUAUCAAAUCAAGCUCCUGACAUGGCUGCUAGACUUCAUUCUACCAGAGUUCUGGGAACUUUUGGAUAUCAUGCACCAGAGUAUGCAAUGACUGGUCAACUUAGCUCUAAAAGUGACGUGUACAGUUUUGGUGUUGUUCUAUUAGAGCUCUUGACUGGUCGUAAACCUGUGGAUCAUACAUUACCGAGAGGACAACAAAGUCUUGUCACUUGGGCAACACCAAGGCUCAGCGAAGACAAAGUAAGGCAAUGCAUUGACUCAAGGCUAAAUGGAGAGUAUCCACCCAAAGCAGUUGCCAAGUUUGCUGCAGUGGCUGCAUUGUGCGUGCAAUACGAAGCUGAUUUUCGGCCAAACAUGAGCAUUGUCGUUAAAGCUUUACAGCCGCUGCUGAAUACUCGGUCUGGCCACCCCGGUGAAGGCCCCGGAAUGUGAACUCUGAUAUGAUUCAUUGGCUCAGAUUAUGUGUGCAGAGUUAAGUGCAGUCCUAACCUGUAGAUUAUAUAUAUCACCAUUGGUUUCAAAUGAUCAAUUAUUUCAAACCUCUGCCCUCUAGCUUUGAAUAUCCUUUGAUUCAAACGUGCACCUCUAAGUUUGAUCUCGAUUUGCCACAAUAUGGGAAGGAUUGUUUCACAACUUGUAUCUUGCUUUCUUUGUUCUGAAUGCAUCUGUAAAAUGCGAUUCGAUUUUGAA
Zingiber officinale is the source of this 1563-nucleotide messenger RNA. RefSeq names its product pto-interacting protein 1-like. The coding region runs from base 217 to 1305 and encodes 362 amino acids. Gene Ontology annotation, molecular function: ATP binding; protein kinase activity. Gene Ontology annotation, biological process: protein phosphorylation. The transcript is spliced from 8 exons. The record is from RefSeq and is a predicted model, not a curated record. NCBI's taxonomy places the organism in Eukaryota, Viridiplantae, Streptophyta, Magnoliopsida, Zingiberales, Zingiberaceae.